AAAAAUUACGGCGUGGAUUUAUGGUUAAAAUUUAGCGAAACUGUCUGUUGCUUGUUUUACAAAGUAAUUGUUGAAUUAGAGUUUUACACAGAAUUUUAUAAGCUUGUUUGUAAUCUAAAUUAGGAGUUGUGGAUGUUGAGAUAAUGACCGAUAAUUCAAAAGUUUUGAGGCAAAGUUUGUGCAUAUCAUUGUCAUUAGCGCGUAAGUCGGGCUCCCCGGUGUUUAGUGUGUUAUAGCAGCGGCAGACAGUAUUUUAGGAAAUGGUGCUGAUUGUGUUUGCUAACGGAUCAAAAGAGAAUUUUAUUUGAUUGUGUGUAUUGAAGUAGCAGCGAUAAUUAGGCGUCGAGAUGUAUCCAGCGCCGACGCGGCACCCGGCUGCCGCGGGACCUCAGCCUACGUCUGGGCCCAUAAAGUUUACGAUAGCCGACACUUUAGAACGUAUCAAAGAAGAGUUUAACUUUUUACAAGCCCAAUAUCACAGAUUGAAGUUAGAAUGUGAGAAACUGGCAAGUGAGAAAACAGAAAUGCAAAGGCAUUAUGUUAUGUAUUACGAGAUGUCGUAUGGACUUAACGUGGAAAUGCAUAAACAGACUGAAAUAGCAAAGAGGCUUAACGCUAUAAUAGCCCAAGUUCUGCCGUUCCUUGCGCAAGAACAUCAGCAGCAAGUGGCGUCAGCGGUGGACAGAGCGAAGCAGGUCACCAUGUCUGAGCUCAACGCUAUCAUUGGGCAGCAACAGCAACAAGGCCUCCAGCAACUCCUUCAGCAGAUCCAUGCUUCGGCGGGCCUGUCACACGGAGUGGGCGGGGCUUCGGGUCUGCUAGGGGCGGGCGGGUUACUCUUCGCGCCGGGGGCGGGGCCGCCGCCGCCGCCGCACUUGCCGCCGCAAGCGCAUAAGGUGGAACUCCCUCCCCCGGCCGACAUCAAGCCCCCAGUCUUGCCAGGGGGGCCGGCCCCGCCCCCCUUGUUGCCGGGGCAACCGCCGCCUCGCGAGGAUGACAGGCACGCGGCGUCCAGGGCUAUGCAACAAUUACCCUUCCAGAGACGUUCAGUAUCGCCGCACGAGCGCGAGCAAAAGUACCGGCCGCGCUCGCCAGCCGAACCGGAGGCUUUGGACGCCAAGCGACGGAAGGAGGAGAAGGUACUCAGUCAUGACAGCGACGCGGAAAAAAGUGACCAAGAUCUUGUAGUAGAUGUGGCCAAUGAGGAAGAGAGGGGUUCCCCAAGCGUUCGCACUGAGGGCGGGGAAAGAACUGAAAAUGGACCGAGGCCGCCUUCUAGAUCCGGUUCAUCUUCAAGUCGUUCCACGCCCAAGAGCUCUAAAGAUGAGAAACCCGGAACGCCAGGUGCUAAAAUGGGGCGGGCUUCCACGCCCACGGGAUCGGGGCGUGGCUACGGGUUCCCGGGGUACGCGGGGUACCGCCCGCCGCACCCCUACGACCCGCCGCCCCAUCAUAGGACCAACGGGAUCGCGCCAGCCAAGCCCUACGGGUUCCCGGGCUACGCGGGGUACCGCCCGCCGCACCCCUACGACCCGCCGCCCCAUCAUAGGACCAACGGGAUCGCGCCAGCCAAGCCACGGGGCUACGGGUUCCCGGUUCACCCCUACGACCCGCCGCCCCAUCAUAGGACCAACGGGAUCGCGCCAGCCAAGCCAGCGUACUCAUAUCACACAUGUGGCGGGCCUCUUCAGCCCGUCCCAUUCCCGGCCGACGCGCUAAUCGGCCCGGGAAUUCCCCGGGGCGCGAGGCAAGUGGCUGCCUUGCCUCACGGUGAAGUGGUGUGUGCGGUGGCCCUAUCGCUAAGUAAUGGGGCCCGACACGCAUAUACUGGAGGCAAGGGGUGUGUUAAACUAUGGGAUAUCACGAAUCCGGUGUCACCUACAACGCUGGAACCUCUUUCACAGUUGGAUUGCUUGCAAAGAGACAACUACAUAAGAUCAGUAAAGCUUCUGCCGGACGGGCGGACCCUUAUUGUAGGCGGGGAGGCGUCCAACCUAUCGAUAUGGGACCUCGCGUCGCCCACGCCUCGUAUGAGGGCCGAACUGACCUCGUCCGCGCCUGCGUGCUACGCGCUCGCUAUCAGUCCCGACUCUAAGGUAUGCUUCAGUUGCUGUUCAGACGGAAACAUAGCCGUAUGGGAUCUACAGAACCAAACAUUAGUUAGACAAUUCCAAGGACAUACAGACGGCGCGUCGUGCAUAGACAUAAGCCCGGACGGCACGCGGCUGUGGACCGGCGGGCUGGACAACACUGUGCGCUCGUGGGACCUGCGCGAGGGCCGCCAGUUACACCAGCACGACUUCAGCAGCCAGAUCUUCAGCCUGGGCUACUGUCCCACCGGUUCAUGGCUCGCGGUCGGCAUGGAGAAUUCUCACGUGGAAGUGUUACACGCGGGCAAACCGGACCGCUACCAGCUGUUACUGCACGAAUCGUGCGUUCUGUCGCUACGGUUCGCCAGUUGCGGCAAGUGGUUCGUGUCUACAGGGAAGGAUAACCUGCUAAACGCGUGGCGCACGCCGUACGGUGCCAGUAUAUUCCAGUCCAAGGAGUCGUCAUCAGUGCUCAGUUGUGAUAUAUCGGCGGACGAUAAGUUCAUAGUGACGGGCUCCGGCGACAAGAAGGCAACAGUAUACGAGGUCGUCUACUGAACAAUCUCAAAUGAACUUGCGGUCCAGUGAAGUGAGAUUGGUUUUAUACUGACGGUUGGUGUUGGCUGUUCGACUUGACAAGGUCUGGUAUAUCGAAUAAAUAACGAGUUUGAAUUUAGAACUCUGGAAUGGCUGAGUUUGAAUUAUGAACUUGGGAAUGGCUGAGUUUUGACUUGAGGACUCGGGAAUGGCUGAGUUUGUUGAAUCGAGAAUGCCUGAGUUUGAAUAAAGGACUCUGAAAUGGCUGAGUUUGAAUUAUGAACUCGGGAAUGACAGAUUGAAUUAAGUACUCUCAAAAUGGCGGAGUUUGAAAAAGGACUCAGGAAUGGCUGAAUUUCAAAAAAGGACUCGGAAAUGGCUCAGAUUCAAUUAAGAGCUAGAGAACAGCGGAGAGAAUUCGAACGAUUGAGUUCAUUUUGAAUUUAUAAGUUGAAUUGUUGUUAAGGAUUAGUUUUUAUUGUAAGCUUACCACAUACACUCUAGCAGCAAAUGUGCGGUACAUACUUUUUUUUUUGAAAAUUUUACACGUAGCGUAGCUUAACAGAACUGAAUUUAUAAAAAAAGGUUGUAAGUUAAUUUAAGAGGUAAGAAAAAAGAGCAUAGCUCUAAUUUGUCAUCAGCCAAUCCCAACCACGUUAAUUUAAGUGUAAUUUUAAUGUAACUGAUAGAAAUAGAUCAAUGUUGCACCGUUAAACAUUAAUAUUUUAGUGUUAUUGUAUAUUUUUAUAAUGAAAUAAGAAAAAAACAUUUUUUAUUAUUUUUCCAUGAGUUGAGUUAGUUUAGGGUCCAUUUCUUACAAUUAUUAAAUUAUUUUACAGUCCAAUCAUCACAAUGGACUAACGUGACUAUUUUAAUAACGUAGAUCUUUAAAAUCGUAUACAUAUCUUUAUUUUUUCAGUAUAUUUUCGAAGAUUUAUUGUAAAAAAGAUACCAUAAAACUAUUAGGUCCCUAAGUAAACACAUUAUGAAAAAUUUACAUUAAUAGGACUUCAUUUUAUUUGAUAGAUUUUUUUUAUAAAAAUAAGGAUGUUUUAAAAAAAUGCUUUACGGUUGAUGUUUCUUUUCAUCGACAAACUUCACGUAGAAGAAAAACACGCACACACGCUUUUAGUGGAUUGCGAGAGAAUAUCAUGAAUACGGAACCCAUCUUAAGCCAAAACAAGACAAUGACCACCGUAAUUUAGAUCUUAUUGAUUUGAAAUAAAAGUGAAAUCUAUAGCAAUGUGACAUCUAAGGUUGCACCAACACUGUGGCACAAGAUGGCGCCACCAGUAAAUGUCAACAUUUUUCACUUGUCAUUCUGCUUUAGACAGAUAUUUUUUUUUUAACAUUUCUUGGAGACCUGUAUUAAAUCAUCAAUUUUACUAGAGAUAUAUCCUUAAAAAGUGGGUUCCAUAUUUAAUUAACAAUAUCAUACCAUACCAAUUUGUGAAAUAUGUUCGCGAAGAAAAUCUAAACCGGUGCUGAAUAGGAUAGUCGACUAACUUUGAUCGUAACAAAAUGAACAAGAUUGAAAAUUCAAGCUCGAACCUCGUUAUUCCGUGCAUUACUCGAACUAAAGUCCGGUCGUCGAGCAGAUUGAAUUUCGUCCAACGGCCCUAAGCUACCCAUCCUUAUCGCUCGCGCGUAAUUAUAUUGCUGUGGCGCUCGCACACUUACUGCGGCCGCCCGUCGCACAGUCGCUACAGCAAUCUAAUCACGCGCGAGCGAUAAGGAUGGGUAGCUUGGGGUCAUUGGUCGAAAUUCUAUCUGCUCGACGACCGGACUUUACACUAUUUUGGGUUGCCGUAUGAAAAAAAAAGUUAGUCAACUAACCUAUUUAGCCCGAAAUGUACUGAAUACUCGGAAUAAAAUCAUUACUCGCUUUAUCUAUUAAUGAACUGCUCUGUAUUUAAGAAAAUCUGUGAUGCAUCCAAUUUAUUUGUUCAUUCUCAAAAAUCUAACAUUCAUUUUGUAAAAUUAAGUACAAGAAUAGUUCCUUGUUGUUUUAGUGUAAAAAUUAACAUUUGAAAUAUUAUAUUCGAGCUUGCAGAUUCAGACUGAGAGGUGAAUGGGAUGUGAAUUAAAUUAUUAACUUUUAAUUAGAGAUUUGAUCUUUUUUUUGACGAUUGGUAAAAUGUGCUAAUGAUAUAUGACGAUUUAAUAAUCAUUUUGACCAGAAAAAAUUGAGAAGCAAAAAUGUAUUACUGAUAUUAUUUCUAUUCAAAAUAGUAAAAAGGUUGUGGCCAGCAAAUUGAGAACUAAAAUCAAUGACAAAUAAAAUAGUGAUGUAAUAUAACAUUAUAGCAAUAAUUUAGUUCACCAUUCACUGAUUUUAGUUCCACAAUAAGCUGGUUGUUAAACUAUUAGAUUUUAAUUAUGAAACCAGAUGUCUAAGCUUGAUCUUCAUUAGAUAAGUUGUUCUCGUUUGACUUGUUUCAUGUUCCAACCGAACAAAGGUUCAUUGCAUUUUAUGAAAACUUUAGUUGUACGAUUAUUUAGCCCACAUUAUAUUAUAUGGCCAGCCCUGAUAUGGAGGUUUCUCAUUAAGAAAUUAUUAGAUCUUAUCAAAGUAAAAAUGGUAUAAAUGAAAAUUGGACAGAAAUCUAUAAUCAUUUUAAGUUUCAAAACAUCACAAUACAAUGAAUUUUUUAUUUCGUACAAGUUUAUAGUUCUAUAGUUUAUUUAUUUUCGAUACAAUAUUGACUGUUGACAUGAAGAAUAACGUAUACUUGGUAUCGUUUAUUUUUUCUUGAGUAUUUUAUAGUAAUAGAAGUACCUAAUGUACUUAACAACUUGAAUUCCAGUAUCUGUAUGGUUGUCAAUGAUCUGCAAAUUGUGAUAUUAACUCUCCAGUAAACAAGCAAUGUAAUGUUUUUAUGUACACGCUACAUCGGAUUUGACUGUAAGCGACUAGUUGUUAUUUUCAUGCAAAAUUGAAUUGUAUUACUUUAAUUAUAUUUAUUAUUUCGAUA
This is a messenger RNA of Ostrinia nubilalis (European corn borer), 5602 nucleotides long. RefSeq names its product protein groucho-like. Gene Ontology annotation, molecular function: protein binding; transcription corepressor activity. Gene Ontology annotation, biological process: negative regulation of canonical Wnt signaling pathway; regulation of DNA-templated transcription. The record is from RefSeq and is a predicted model, not a curated record. The transcript is spliced from 20 exons. Gene Ontology annotation, cellular component: nucleus; transcription regulator complex. Bases 348 to 2648 code for a protein of 766 amino acids. NCBI's taxonomy places the organism in Eukaryota, Metazoa, Arthropoda, Insecta, Lepidoptera, Crambidae.